UUGUUGUAUCGUGCCUUGUUGUUUUGAGCGUGGUGCAAACAUUUUCUGAUGUUUUUGGUUUCAUGAUCACUGUAUUGAACUGUUUUUAUCAUUAGGGUAUCUAAGUUUUUGAAAGACUGACGAAAUGGAUAUCAAACCGAACCAUACUAUCUACAUUAAUAAUCUAAAUGAAAAAAUUAAGAAAGAAGAGUUAAAGAAAUCACUUUAUGCUAUAUUUUCCCAGUUUGGUCAAAUUCUGGAUAUUGUUGCAAUCAAGACAUUAAAGAUGCGAGGCCAGGCUUUUGUGAUCUUCAAGGAAAUUGCCAGUGCUACGAAUGCUCUGAGGUCAAUGCAAGGUUUCCCCUUCUAUGAAAAACCAAUGAAAAUCCAGUAUAGCAAGACUGACUCAGAUGUCAUAGCUAAACUGAAAGGAACAUUUACUGAAAGACCAAAGAAAGUUAAGAAACUACCAGAAGAAACUGGGAUUGAAAAUAAGAAAGCGAAGAAGAAGGCUGGAAAGGAGCAAGCACGGACAGCUGCUGCACAGCCAGCUCGUCACCCACUCCAUCCAGUUCAUUCAGGAAUAGGCUCUGCCAAUGUUCCUGAGCAGCCUCCUAACCAGAUUCUCUUCCUGACCAAUCUUCCCGAUGAGACCAAUGAAAUGAUGUUGUCUAUGUUGUUCAAUCAAUUUCCUGGAUUCAAGGAAGUACGGUUGGUUCCGAAUAGGCAUGACAUCGCUUUUGUUGAGUUUGAGAAUGAGCAUCAAUCAGCUGAAGCAAAAAUGGCCCUCAAUGGGUUCAAGAUCACACCUACACAUGCAAUGAAGAUUUCUUUUGCCAAAAAAUAGUAUUUGUACUUAGGACUAGUGAUAAUCAAUACCUUUUUAUAUACAUUUUUAUAUUUAACAUCUGAAAUUAAUUUUAUUUUACACUUAAGUUGUAAAUAAUGUAAUUUUCCAUCUGCUCACUUGGAAUAUUGAUACCAGUAUGUAUUUUAUUUGUUAUUAUUAUUAUUAUUUUGUGGACCCAAUUAAAUUAUAGAUUAUAUAAUUUCUUUCCAACAUCUAUACAUUUAUGAAAUGUAUUAUUGAAGAACACUAUUAAGUUGUUAUCAACUUUGAUACAUUUGCUUGACACAUAAGACCAUUUUAAAUAAUGAGAUGUUAAUUUGUUUAUUUGUAAAAUUUAUAAAAGAAUAAUCAGAAAUAACUUUGAUUUGGAUUUAAUUUUUUUUUU
Molecule: messenger RNA, 1214 nt
Organism: Nezara viridula (southern green stink bug)
Lineage: Eukaryota; Metazoa; Arthropoda; Insecta; Hemiptera; Pentatomidae
Source: the annotation of a GenBank genome assembly